Ictalurus punctatus (channel catfish) is the source of this 3339-nucleotide messenger RNA. RefSeq names its product sodium/potassium-transporting ATPase subunit alpha-1. Gene Ontology annotation, biological process: potassium ion import across plasma membrane; intracellular potassium ion homeostasis; intracellular sodium ion homeostasis. Gene Ontology annotation, cellular component: membrane. The record is from RefSeq and is a predicted model, not a curated record. Lineage: Eukaryota; Metazoa; Chordata; Actinopteri; Siluriformes; Ictaluridae. The transcript has 22 exons. The coding region runs from base 98 to 3151 and encodes 1017 amino acids. Gene Ontology annotation, molecular function: ATP binding; ATP hydrolysis activity; P-type sodium:potassium-exchanging transporter activity.
CCUCCCGUUCAAAGUGGUGAAUCGCUAAGAUAUAAAGGUUUCUCUGCCAGGUUUGGACAAGCACAUACUUUGAUCAGUUACUAGGCAAAAACUUAAAAUGGGGUUUGGGACCGGAAAUGAUAAGUACAUGCUGGCAGCAAGUUCAGAAGACGGAAAGAAAAAGCGGAAGGACAUAAAUGAACUUAAGAAAGAAGUAGAUCUGGAUGAUCACAAGUUAACCUUAGAUGAACUGCACCAUAAAUAUGGCACUGACAUUAACAGAGGUUUGUCUGGUUCCCGGGCAAAGGAGAUCCUUGAACGUGAUGGACCCAAUGUACUGACGCCUCCUCCCACCACCCCAGAAUGGGUUAAAUUCUGUAAACAGCUUUUUGGCGGAUUCUGUACACUACUAUGGAUUGGAGCUUUUCUUUGUUUCUUUGCUUUUGCAAUUCAGAUUACUACUAAUAAUGAACCAGAAAAUGAUAAUCUGUACUUAGGUAUUGUGCUGGCCACAGUGGUGUUGAUUACUGGGUGCUUUUCAUACUACCAAGAAGCUAAGAGCUCAAAGAUCAUGGACUCCUUCAAGAAUCUUGUGCCCCAUCAAGCUCUGGUUAUUCGUGAUGGUGAGAGAAAAAGUAUUAACGCUGAAGAGGUUGUUGUUGGCGACUUGGUGGAAAUCAAAGGUGGUGAUAGAAUUCCUGCUGAUCUGCGCAUUAUUGUUGCUUAUGGAUGCAAGGUGGACAAUUCCUCUCUUACUGGAGAAUCUGAGCCGCAAACUCGUACUCCUGAUUUUUCAAAUGAAAACCCUCUAGAGACAAGGAAUAUUGUGUUCUUUUCCACAAAUUGCCUGGAAGGUACAGCCAAAGGUAUUGUCAUCAACACAGGUGAUCACACAGUCAUGGGUCGUAUUGCUAUUCUGGCCUCAAGUCUUGAGGGUGGACAGACACCAAUUGCCAAAGAGAUUGAACACUUUAUCCACAUUAUUACUGGUGUGGCUGUUUUCCUGGGUGUGUCCUUCUUCAUCUUGUCCCUUAUUCUUGGAUAUGGAUGGCUUGAAGCUGUCAUCUUCCUUAUUGGAAUCAUCGUUGCCAAUGUGCCUGAGGGCCUGCUUGCUACAGUUACUGUGUGUUUAACUUUAACUGCCAAGCGUAUGGCAAAGAAGAACUGUCUGGUAAAGAAUCUUGAAGCUGUAGAAACACUUGGAUCCACCUCCACUAUUUGCUCAGACAAGACAGGAACUCUGACGCAGAACCGUAUGACUGUGGCACAUAUGUGGUUUGACAAUCAAAUUCAUGAAGCAGAUACCACAGAGGACCAAAGUGGAACCUCUUUUGACAGAAGCUCUCCCACUUGGGCUGCUCUUGCUCGUGUAGCUGGCCUGUGCAACCGUGCAGUCUUCCUUGGUGAUCAGAGCAAAGUUCCAAUACUUAAGAGAGAUACAGCUGGUGAUGCAUCAGAGUCUGCCCUGUUAAAGUGUAUUGAGCUCUGCUGUGGCUCAGUGAAGGAAAUGAGAGACAAGUAUCCAAAGCUUGCUGAGAUCCCCUUCAACUCCACCAACAAAUACCAGCUUUCAGUCCACAAGAAUCCCAACUCCUCAGAGACUGACCACAUAUUAGUAAUGAAAGGAGCCCCUGAGAGCAUUCUGUACAGAUGCUCAACCAUUAUGAUUCAUGGCAAAGAGCAACCCUUGGAUGAACAGAUGAAAGAUGCUUUCCAACAUGUCUACGUAAAGCUUGGGAGCCUUGGAGAAAGGGUAUUAGGUUUCUGCCAUUUCAGUCUUCCUGAUGAUCAGUUCCCUGAGGGCUUUGCAUUUGACACAGAGGAAGUAAAUUUCCCCACUGAGAAUCUAUGCUUUCUUGGCCUCAUGUCUAUGAUUGAUCCUCCCCGUGCCGCAGUACCUGACGCUGUAGCUAAGUGCAGGAGUGCAGGAAUCAAGGUCAUCAUGGUUACAGGAGAUCAUCCAAUUACAGCAAAAGCUAUUGCUAAGGGUGUGGGUAUCAUCUCUGAAGGCAAUGAGACUGUGGAAGACAUCGCUGCUCGUCAGAACAUCCCUGUUGGAGAUGUCAACCCCAGAGAUGCAAAGGCCUGUGUCGUCCAUGGUGCAGAGUUAAAGGACAUGACACCGGAGCAGCUGGAUGAUGUCUUAAAACACCACACUGAGAUUGUGUUUGCCAGAACUUCUCCUCAGCAAAAACUGAUUAUUGUGGAAGGUUGCCAGAGACAGGGUGCCAUUGUGGCUGUGACUGGUGAUGGUGUUAAUGAUUCUCCUGCUCUGAAGAAGGCUGAUAUUGGUGUAGCAAUGGGUAUCGCUGGGUCUGAUGUCUCCAAACAGGCUGCUGAUAUGAUUCUCCUGGAUGACAACUUUGCAUCUAUUGUCACUGGAGUAGAAGAAGGUCGUCUCAUCUUUGACAACUUGAAGAAAUCAAUUGCUUACACCUUAACCAGUAACAUUCCUGAGAUCACCCCCUUCCUCCUCUUCAUCAUAGCUGGCAUUCCUCUCCCACUUGGCACUGUCACUAUACUUUGUAUUGACUUGGGAACGGACAUGGUGCCUGCAAUUUCACUGGCCUAUGAACAUGCUGAGAGUGACAUCAUGAAAAGACAGCCCAGAAAUCCACAAAAAGACAAGCUAGUGAAUGAAAGGCUAAUUAGUAUGGCUUAUGGUCAGAUUGGAAUGAUGCAAGCAUCUGCAGGUUUCUUCACUUAUUUUGUAGUCCUUGCUGAGAAUGGAUUCCUGCCCUCAUUCCUGAUAGGAUUGCGUAUUGACUGGGAUGAUAAAUAUUUGAAUGACUUGGAGGACAGCUUUGGCCAACAGUGGACUUAUGAGAGCAGAAAAAUUAUAGAGUACACAUGCCAGACAGCAUUCUUUAUCAGCAUUGUGAUAGUGCAGUGGGCUGAUUUGAUCAUCUGUAAAACAAGGAUGAAUUCCAUUUUACAACAAAAAAUGAAGAAUAAAAUCCUUAUCUUUGGGCUUUUGGAGGAGACAGCUUUGGCUUCUUUUCUGUCAUAUUGUCCAGGCAUGGAUAUUGCACUUAGAAUGUAUCCACUGAAACCAUCAUGGUGGUUAUGUGCCUUACCUUAUGCCUUCAUCAUCUUUAUAUAUGAUGAGGCUAGAAGAUACAUCCUUAGACGGAACCCUGGAGGUUGGGUGGAAAAGGAAACAUAUUACUAAAUAAUGAAGAUUUGUUUACUUCCACUUCCAUGGACACACCUUAAGCAAUCCAUAAUAAGUAUGCAUAUGGUGGAUUUCAUUUUUAAUUGCAGUAAAAUAAUUAUUAAAACAAUGUAAAUUCAUUAUUUAAGGUAUGAAAUAACUGUAAGUAAUGAUAUUCAACAGACCAAUAAAGUCAAGUAAUGCAA